AUGGCCGAGACGGAAGACGCAGGCGCCAAUCCGGUGAACGAACCACUCGAUCUCGUGCGACUCUCAUUGAACGAAGUGGUUUUUGUCAAAUUGCGAGGAGACAGGGAGUUGCAAGGACGGUUACACGCAUAUGACAGCCAUUGUAACUUGGUCCUAGGCGACGUCACCGAGACGGUAUACGUGGUAGACGAAGACGAUGAAGCCGAGAACGUGCGGACGGUGAAGAAGCAGUCGGAGAUGCUGUUUGUGAGAGGUGAUAGCGUCGUCCUCAUAUCGCCACAGCAAUGA
Molecule: messenger RNA, 288 nt
Organism: Zasmidium cellare ATCC 36951
Lineage: Eukaryota; Fungi; Ascomycota; Dothideomycetes; Mycosphaerellales; Mycosphaerellaceae
Exons: 3
Coding region: 1-288 (95 amino acids)
Biological process (GO): mRNA splicing, via spliceosome; P-body assembly
Cellular component (GO): P-body; catalytic step 2 spliceosome; precatalytic spliceosome
Molecular function (GO): RNA binding
Source: RefSeq, a predicted model, not a curated record